AUGGAGUCUGGUUGUUUUUGGAUUCUUUUAGCCAUUGCAAUCACCCUGCUUAUGAUCAUGAAUAAGCUACUAAACUAUCCAUAUGACAAGAAAAACCUUCCACCAGGUCCAAAACCAUGGCCUCUCAUUGGCAACCUUAACCUCAUUGGCCCUCUCCCUCACAGAUCUCUUCACACGUUAUCCCAAACCUACGGAAAACUCAUGCACCUCAAGUUUGGUUCCACCCCAGUUGUCGUAGCUUCGUCCCCUGACAUGGCUAGACAAUUCUUGAGAACCCAUGAUAGUAUUUUUGCUUCCCGGCCUCUAACUGCAGCCGGGAAGUAUACCACUUAUAACUAUCACAACAUUACGUGGGCCCCGUACGGGCCCUACUGGAGCCAAGGUAGGAAAAUCUACCUUAACGAGCUUUUUAGCUCAAAAAGAUUGGGCUCUUCCGAACAUAUUCGUAUUCAAGAAAUGCAGACUUUUCUUUCUCGUCUACAUACCAUGUCUGGAGAAACAAUUACGCUAAAAGACCAUGUUUCACGGAUUAACCUUAGCGUAAUUAGUAGGAUUGUAUUGGGCCGUAAGUACUUUAGCAAAUCAGAAGAUGAGAAGGAGACCGUGACGCUUGAAGAGUUUCAAGAGAUGCUGGAUGAAUUGUUCUUGUUAAAUGGGGUGUUAAAUAUUGGAGAUUGGAUGCCAUGGACAGGGUUUAUGGAUUUGCAAGGGUAUGUGAAGAGAAUGAAAGCUUUGUGUAAGAGGUUUGAUAGGUUUCAUGAUCAUGUGUUGGAGGAGCAUAGGGCACGAAUGAAAGUCGAGGGGAGGGAAUUUGUAGCAAAAGAUAUGGUCGAUGUGUUGUUGAAGUUAGCUGAUGAUCCUAAUCUUGAGGUGAAGCUCGACUCAGAUGGUGUCAAGGGGUUUAUACAGGAUUUGAUAGCAGGGGGAACUGAUACAGCUGCGACAACGGUAGAAUGGGCAAUGUCUGAGCUGAUAAAACAACCCCAUUUAAUGAUGAGGGCAACCGAAGAGCUCAAUAGGGUGAUUGGUAGAGAACGAUGGGUCCAGGAGACCGAUUUCCCAAAUCUACCUUUCAUAGAUUCAAUUCUAAAAGAAACAAUGAGGAUGCACCCUGUGGCAGUCUUACUGGCACCACAUUUAGCCCUUGAAGAUUGCAAAGUCGCAGGAUAUGAUAUCGCCAAAGGCACAACAGUUUUCAUCAACUCAUGGAGCAUUGGUCGAGACCCCGAUGUUUGGGAUGACCCAGAGAGUUUCCAACCCGAGAGGUUUUUAGGCAGGGACGACAUAGAUGUAAAAGGGCAGAAUUUUGAGUUGCUUCCAUUUGGGUCGGGUCGAAGGAUGUGUCCAGGUUAUAGCCUUGGCUUAAAGAUGAUGAAGUCAUUGCUGGGGAACUUAUUACAUGGAUUUUAUUGGAAACUGCCAAACAAUAUGAUGAUUGAUGAAGAUAUAAAUUACAUGGAAGAGGUGUAUGGGCUAUCUACACAAAGGAAGUUCCCGUUAGUCUGUGUCUUAGAGCCUCGGUUACCACCUCACAUGUAUAAAUAAAUCCACGGGCGUCUUUAAGUGUACAUUGUGAUAAUUUUCAUAAAUGUACUCAAUAUAUCUUAUGGCCCAUUUAUAAUAAUACUAAUAAAAUAUUUUAAAGUUCAAUUAA
This is a messenger RNA of Erigeron canadensis, 1654 nucleotides long. RefSeq names its product trimethyltridecatetraene synthase-like. The transcript has 2 exons. Gene Ontology annotation, molecular function: heme binding; iron ion binding; oxidoreductase activity, acting on paired donors, with incorporation or reduction of molecular oxygen. The record is from RefSeq and is a predicted model, not a curated record. NCBI's taxonomy places the organism in Eukaryota, Viridiplantae, Streptophyta, Magnoliopsida, Asterales, Asteraceae. Bases 1 to 1545 code for a protein of 514 amino acids.